AUGUCUCCCCCCGCUGCUAUCUUCGAGCCUGCUGUCGCCCCUACUGGCAUCAAGAGCAAGGUUUUCGUCCCUGAGACGACUACUACCACCUUGACCGGUCAGGGCCAAAGCAAGCUUCUAGACCAGUUCGGUGGCAAGUGGGAUGAGUUCAAGUUCGCCCCUAUCCGCGAGAGCCAGGUAUCUCGUGCCAUGACCCGCCGCUACUUCCAGGAUCUGGACAAUUACGCCGAGAGCGACGUUGUCAUCGUCGGCGCUGGUUCCUGCGGUCUGAGCUCCGCCUAUGUGCUGGCCAAAGCCCGCCCAGACCUGAAGAUUGCCAUUGUUGAGGCUUCCGUGUCUCCUGGUGGUGGUGCCUGGCUUGGUGGCCAGCUCUUCUCCGCCAUGGUUCUCCGUCGCCCAGCCGAUGCUUUCUUGACAGAGCUCGGCGUCCCCUUCGAGGAGGAGCCCAACAACCCGAACUUCGUGGUAGUCAAGCACGCCGCCUUGUUCACCUCUACUCUUCUCUCGAAGGUUUUGUCCUUCCCGAACGUCAAGCUCUUCAACGCUACCUGCGUCGAGGACCUUAUCACCCGACCUGAUGGUGACAAGAUUCGUAUGGCUGGUGUGGUGGUUAACUGGACCUUGGUCACUCUUCACCACGAUGACCACUCCUGCAUGGACCCCAACACCAUCAACGCCCCUAUCAUCAUCAGUACUACUGGUCACGAUGGCCCAUUCGGUGCCUUCUGUGCUAAGCGCCUUGUCUCCAUGAACUCCAUCGACAAGCUCGGUGGUAUGCGUGGUCUUGACAUGAAUCUUGCUGAGGAUGCCAUUGUCAAGAACACUCGUGAGGUUACCAAGGGGCUUAUCAUUGGUGGUAUGGAGCUGUCGGAGAUCGACGGCUUCAACCGCAUGGGUCCGACGUUUGGUGCUAUGGCCAUGUCUGGUGUUAAGGCUGCCGAGGAGGCGCUGCGUGUCUUUGACGAGCGCAAGCGUGAGUGUGCUGAGUAA
Molecule: messenger RNA, 990 nt
Organism: Penicillium odoratum
Lineage: Eukaryota; Fungi; Ascomycota; Eurotiomycetes; Eurotiales; Aspergillaceae
Gene: thiA
Product: thiamine thiazole synthase
Exons: 2
Coding region: 1-990 (329 amino acids)
Biological process (GO): thiamine biosynthetic process
Source: RefSeq, a predicted model, not a curated record